Messenger RNA from Aphanomyces astaci, 1516 nucleotides. RefSeq lists its product as hypothetical. The record is from RefSeq and is a predicted model, not a curated record. NCBI's taxonomy places the organism in Eukaryota, Oomycota, Saprolegniomycetes, Saprolegniales, Verrucalvaceae. The coding region runs from base 26 to 862 and encodes 278 amino acids. Gene Ontology annotation, molecular function: protein-lysine-acetyltransferase activity. The transcript has 2 exons. Gene Ontology annotation, cellular component: chromatin; nucleus. Gene Ontology annotation, biological process: mitotic sister chromatid cohesion.
CCGCCGCCGUGGACGACAACGCGUUAUGGCGACACUGAACGCCUUCGAUGUCUUGAUGAAGCGCAAGACGACAGACACACCCAUGAAAUCGACAGGAUUCAGCAUGGCAAAGGUCUCCCGCAAGAGAAGAAGCACGUAUCCCCCUGUGGUCAUGGAGGCGACGGAACCAAGGGUGGAUGUGGACCUGCCUAGGAAGAAGCACAAGCAACACCAACAGCUCUUUCUCGACCUGGGACAGAAGGACAUUGGUGAACGGACAUGCUCUGCUUGUGGACUCUUGUACAUGCAUGGAGUCGAGUCCGACGACCGAGCGCAUGCCCAAUACUGCAAGAAGUUGGGCCAAGGAAUUGUCAUAUCUGGGUGGCGAUCUGAGCGCGUACAUCGAACCUUGGACACAAAGGCAGCGCGAAUUAUUGAAAUCCGAGGCGAUGACUCGUCGGCACAUGUCAAGAAGUUGCUGCAGAUCAAAUCCUUGUUGGACGACGCACUCGGUCUCGUGGACGAAGGCGCGUUCUUGAAGCAAAAACACUUUGUGUACCUGCAUCAAAACCGCGUUGUGGGUGUCGUAUCUGCCGAAGACGUGGCAACGGGAUAUGAAUUGGACUCGUCGUCGGAGAUCGUCUCGAUCGAACCGUCAUCGCAAGGGCACAAGGUUAUGGUUGGCGUGAGCCACGUUUGGGUCCAUCCCUCGUUUCGUCGGCAACAGAUUGCCCGCGCAUUGGUCGACGUCAUGCGGCAAGGGUUUAGCUACGGCAUGACCAUUCCCACGUCCAAGGUCGCGUUUUCCCAGCCAACAAAUGACGGUAGAUUGUUUGCCGCGCAGUAUUGUGCCCCGCACCCGUUGUUGAUUUAUUCAAGUUAACACGUAUAUCUACUCUCGAGAGUCAUCGCGCUUCUUCUUACACUCUGCCAAGUACGCGUCAAAGUUAAACUCGUGUGGCUUCAGAUUGAACGCUUCGACCGUCGAGAACAGGUCGUCGUCGACGUAACGCGCGAGAACGGCGUCCAAGAGGACGGACGCUUCUGGCUUGUCGAGCACGUUGGCCACGUCGCCACGCACAAGCGCAAGUUCCUUCGACGGCACGAGGUCGUCGAAGAGGGAUACCGUAAGACACGGCGGCGCUUGGGCUGGGUUUUCGCGGUAAGCAUCCAACGUGGUGAGGAGGAAGCACUUGUCUUGGAACUGGGACAGCAUGGUGAAGAACCCUUCUUCCUUCGUCUCCGAGUUGACGCGAUAUACUGGGAAGACGAAGAAUGAGCAUUUCUUGCCCCGCGCGAUCAGCGUCUCCAGUUCUGCAGCAGUCAGGACCGUGGCCAGCGCGUCGGACUUGGCGUCAUGGUACUCGCCCCAAAUGCGUCGAAUCGCGUCUGGAGUUUCCUGCUGCAAGUCAUCAAGCUUCACGAGGGACUGCAGAGAUCGCGGCGAUGGGAAGUGGAACCCGCCGCCGGUUGAUGUGGACAUGGACCGGCGUGUCCACCCAUGCUGGAAUGUGCGUGCAAGGAACAUCACGAAAAU